Molecule: messenger RNA, 2538 nt
Organism: Scylla paramamosain (green mud crab)
Lineage: Eukaryota; Metazoa; Arthropoda; Malacostraca; Decapoda; Portunidae
Gene: rasp
Product: protein-cysteine N-palmitoyltransferase HHAT-like
Exons: 12
Coding region: 212-1924 (570 amino acids)
Biological process (GO): protein palmitoylation
Cellular component (GO): endoplasmic reticulum
Molecular function (GO): palmitoyltransferase activity
Source: RefSeq, a predicted model, not a curated record
GUGGCAAGGGAAAGCGGGCGGGCGAGGGCGGUGUGAGCGAGUGAGUGUAUGAGUGUCCCGCAGUGUCCCGCCUCCCGCCUCUGCCUCGCUCACGACCUUUGAGGGACAGACGUGGCAUUUCCCGCCUGCUGCUCCUCGCCACUCCACCCCAGACAGCGGCGCCGCACGCACCAACACGGGAGACACUGCCUGGCUGCCUCGCUAAGAAACUAUGGCAGAGACGGCACAGAUGGGAAUGAAGGAAGAAGAGGAAGAGGAGGAGGAGGAUGAUGAGGAUGAGGAUGAGGUAGAUGAGGAGGAAGAGGAGGAGGAGGAGGAGGAGGAGGAGGAGGAGGAGGAAGAGGAAGAGGUGAAGAUAGAAGAGAUGGAGGAGGACAGAGGGCGGUGGGGAGGGGCCAAGAGAAGGCCACCCCCCAGCCCCUUUCCGCCCCUACCCUGGCCUGAGCUGGUGUUUUAUUUUGUGUCCUUCUGGGCCGGGUGUCUGUACAGCCUGGCCCGCUUCUACCGCACCUCCCAGCGAUGGGGACAGUACCUCCCCGUCACCCAGGUUCCGGAGGGAUGGGGAGGGGUGCGGCAGGACCAGACAGACUUGGAGUGGUUUGUGUGGAUCCCUAUCAUGCGUGCCUAUGCCCCCUUCGGCUUGCUUCAUGUCAUGCUGGCUCAGACUGUCCGCAGGUUCUGGCCUCAGUACCUGUGCACAUUCUACAUCGCCUUCAGCCUGUGCAUCACACUGGCUCUCAUCGGACGGGUGGGCACAGCGCUGUGUUUGGCAGUGCCAGCACUCAUGUUUGUGGUGCUGCUCACUCGUCUCAAGCUGCUGGUGUGGCUGGCCUGGUGCCUCAUCCUCAUCCUCUUCAACACACACUUCUUUACUAGCCAUCUGGAGGCAUGGGUGGAGGACACACCUGAGGGGGACUACAAGGUGUCGGUGAUGGUGGCAUGGAUCAUCCUCCGUUCUCUCAGCUUCAGCCUGGAGAUUUGCGACACUGACCCCUACGCCCGCCUGCCUCCCGUCCCCCUCCUCACAACCCUCCUCGGCUACUGCCUCUACCUCCCCUUCCUCUGCACAGGGCCCUACAUGCCUUACACGGACUUCAGAGCUGGGCUGUCGGAGCCGUACCGUAUGUGGACUUUGCGGCGAGUGGUUUGGACGGGCCUCCAGAUCCUCCGCUUCGUGUGGUGGUUGGGUCUUACACAGUUCCUCCUCUUCCACUUCUAUGCCCACUCCCUCCACUUCAUGCCAGAGUUGGUGAAGAAAAUGAGUUCGUGGUCACUGGCUGGGUUUGUGUACUUCCUCACUGCCUUCCUGCAACUCAAGUAUGUGGUGCUGUAUGGUCUUCCCUCAGUCCUGGCGCGUGUUGAGGGUUAUGAUCCACCUCGGCACCCUCGCUGCACCCUCAUGACUUAUCGCUUCUCUGAUGUGUGGCGCUACUUCGACCAUGGACUCUAUCGCUUCAUGCUCAAACACAUCUAUAUCCCGUGGGUGGGUGCGGACAACAGCCUAGCCCGUCAGCUCCAAGGCACGGCCCUCGUCUUCACCUUCGUCUAUGUUUGGCACGGAGUCUCGGCACAGAUCUUCUGGUGGGCUGCCAUCAACUUCCUAGGUGUGGUGGUGGAGAAGCUGGCCGACCACAUUGCCAGGCUGCCGCAGUACAGGGCCUGGGAGGACCGGUGGCUGCGGGGGGCGUGGCGGCGGAGGUUCCUGGGCCUGGCAGCAGUGGGGCUGUAUGUGCCCUCUCUGGCUGCCCUCACCAUCUUCCUAUCUAACCUUGAGAAUGCUGUCACUGUCACCAACAGGAUAUUUGUGACGGGCUUCCCUCACUGCACCCUCAGCACCUUCUUCUUCAUGUUCUGCCUGGGCCAGUGUAGCAUGGAGCUGCAGAACUGGAAGAUGCGGCAGAAGGAGAGGCUCAAGCUGUCCUAGGCCGCCCGGUGAGGUGGUGGUGGUGCUGGUGGUGGUGGUGGUGGCGGCGGCUGCAGCAGCGGUGGCGGCGGCGCGGCAGAGGAGGAGUUGCCAUACCGAGUCUAUUGUUUGUGUGUUCUGUUUUUAGAGAGAGAGAGAGAGAGAGAGAGAGAGAGAGAGAGAGAGAGAGAGAGAGAGAGAGAGAGAGAGUUCCAGUAAUUUUAAGUCGUUUCUGUUCCUCGUUUUAUCCAUUUUCUAUUCUCUCUCUCUCUCUCUCUCUCUCUCUCUCUCUCUCUCUCUCUCUCUCUCUCUCUCUCUCUCUCUCUCUCUCUCUCUCUCUCUCUCUCUCUCUCUCACUCUUUUAUAGUAGAUAACAAGUGCAAAGAUUUAUAAAUAAUAUAUAUUUAGAUAAAAAGAAAAUACAAAAAAAUGUAUGUAUGUAUGUUUGUAUGUAUGUACGUAUGUUACGCAAUCCUGAGAGAUAUUGUAACACACACACACACACACACACACACACACACACACACACACACACACACACACACACACACGUACGUACUUUUUGCUUUAUACAUGAUCUUAUUAAUUAAGUAAGAAAAAUGUGAUAAAUAAAGAAAUAAAUAUGUCAAAAGAUG